AUGGCCAGCUGGCAGGCCUAUCUCGCCUCGUGGAUGGUCUGGUGGCGCUUCAAGGGCUCCCUCCAAACCGUAAAGGCCCUCCGCCAACGCAUCGAAAACGACCGCCAGACAAAGAGCACGCGACCCCCCGCGCACCUGGAAACGCAGUUCACCAUCGAGGAGCGCCGUCUCGGCGGCUGCGUCCUGUACGAUGUGGCGCCGAAAUCAGAGAUGCCGAACCAGGCGCGGAUCCUGUACCUCCACGGCGGAUGCUUCCUCUUCGAGAUUGACGCCGCGCAUUGGCAGAUGGUGGCCGUGCUGGCGGAGCGUCUGCAGGCUGUUGUCACGGUCGCGAUAUUCCCCCUGGCGCCGGAGCAUACGCUGAUGGAGAUUUUCGAUGCGGUGAGGCCGGCGUAUGAGGAGCUUGCUUUGCCGGCGCAGGACAAGACGCCGUUCUUCGUGGUCGGAGACUCGACGGGCGGGAGCAUGGGCCUUGCGCUCACACAGGAGGCUCUCAGGGGUGGUCGUCCGGCGGCUUCUCGGCUGGCCUUGAUGUCGCCUUGCGUGGAGUUUACCUUUCAGAAUCCGCAAGUGCGACAGGCUGCUCAGACGGAUCCGUGGCUGGAUGUCCCCGGGUUUGAGGAAGCGGUGCGGUAUCUCUGUCCGGAUGUGUCGCCGGACGAUCCGCGCGUGAGUCCGCUGUAUGGAGAGGUUGACAAGCUGCCGCCGACGCUGGUCUUUGCCGGAGGGACGGAGAUGCUGACUCCUGAUGUGAGGAAGUUUGUGGCCAAGGCGGUGGAGCGGGGGAGGAAGAUUGAGUAUGUGGAGGGAGAGGGCUUGAUGCAUGUGUGGCCGCUGGUGCAGUUUCUGCCGGAGGCGAGGGAGGCUGUGGAUAAGCUGCUGCGCUGGCUGGAGUGCGGCAAGGGUUUGUGA
Molecule: messenger RNA, 912 nt
Organism: Trichoderma citrinoviride
Lineage: Eukaryota; Fungi; Ascomycota; Sordariomycetes; Hypocreales; Hypocreaceae
Product: alpha/beta-hydrolase
Exons: 1
Coding region: 1-912 (303 amino acids)
Molecular function (GO): hydrolase activity
Source: RefSeq, a predicted model, not a curated record